GUCGACAUUACCAAGACACUUUCAAUCGCAACUCGCUUUCCCUCCAAAUCUCAUCAUGCUUCCCAACAAGCUGAAUCCGUUCAUCUCCCCUUCCCUCAGCACCAGACUUUUCAAUUAUUUCCACAUCAGAUCCCUCUGAUUUACAUCCGCCAGUCCAUCUUCAUCACUUUUAGCCAAAGCCGCCACCUUCGCUUUCCGCCAUGCGAAAUCUACCUUACUCACUUACGUGGCCGGGCUCGCCAGCUUUCAUGCUUCUUCAUCUUCCCAAAUGCACUCUCGAUGAAAUAUUGGUACAUUGGCACCUGGAUAGGAGCAUCUCUCAACCUUCCGAGAUCAUAAAUCCCUUCAACACCUAACACACCGGCAGGACGACCAAGUUCAGAGCUAUCGGUUAGCUGAAAUGUGAGAUUGGCACCGCAGCUAUACCCAACCAGAACAUACUUCUCGCCAAAUUCGCAGGUCUUCUAUAAACAAUACAGAGAAGUGAAGACGACGUUCAUGUGAGUGGGAUGUUUGACGUUGCGUGCUGGAUUAUCGGGCUGUGUGAACUGUUGAAAUUGUGGCAGGGGAGGCGGCAUUGAAAGUCUGUAGUUGAGAGAUGCGAAACCAGCUAUGUUGGAAAGCGGGCUGGGCGACGUGAGGAAGCUGUGGAUUUGUGAGCGCGAAAGACGAGGCAGUGAUUAUCGGUCUCCAUAAUGCUCCUCCAUGAAUGUAUCGG
Molecule: messenger RNA, 718 nt
Organism: Hyaloscypha bicolor E
Lineage: Eukaryota; Fungi; Ascomycota; Leotiomycetes; Helotiales; Hyaloscyphaceae
Exons: 1
Source: RefSeq, a predicted model, not a curated record